GCACAGUUGCACAUUAAAAUUUUUUAAAGGCAGCUGUUCACGCUUAGGUGGGCGACGUGGGCGCAGGUGGGCGCAGGAUGGCAAAACAGAAGAGAAAAGUUCCUGAAGUGACAGAGAAAAAGAACAAAAAGCUGAAGAAGGCGUCAGCAGAGGGGCCACUGCUGGGCCCUGAGGCUGCACCAAGUGGCGAAGGAGCCGGCUCCAAGGGAGAAGCUGUGCUCAGGCCCGGGCUGGACGCAGAGCCAGAGCGGUCCCCAGAGGAGCAGAGGGUCCUGGAAAGGAAGCUGAAAAAGGAACGGAAGAAAGAGGAGAGGCAGCGUCUGCGGGAGGCAGGCCUUGUGGCCCAGCACCCGCCUGCCAGGCGCUCGGGGGCCGAACUGGCCCUGGACUACCUCUGCGGAUGGGCCCAAAAGCACAAGAACUGGAGGUUUCAGAAGACGAGGCAGACCUGGCUCCUGCUCCACAUGUAUGACAGUGACAAGGUUCCCGAUGAGCACUUCUCCACCCUGCUGGCCUACCUGGAGGGGCUGCAGGGCCGGGCCCGAGAACUGACGGUGCAGAAGGCGGAAGCCCUGAUGCGGGAGCUGGAUGAGGAGGGCUCUGAUCCCCCCCUGCCGGGGAGGGCCCAGCGCAUCCGACAGGUGCUGCAGCUGCUCUCCUAGUGGGUUCAGCGCGGGGCGGGGCCGCUGCCCAGUGCAGGGCUGCCUCAGACCACACAGGAUGCAGCUCCUCCGGCGGUGGGGGCCGGGAUCGCCAGUAGGGCAGCGGCUGAGCAAGGGCUUUCAGCUUCUCCGGUGGUGGGGGCCGGGAUCACCAGCACCAGAGCCUCGCAAGGGCCCCUUCCCUCCUUCAGACCCUCCUUGGCCGGUGACGGCUCUGACAGUGAUGGCAGGUUCAGUGCCUUCAGCGCAGAGCGUGGAUGCUCUGGAAUCACCCGGACCCCUGGCCUUGGAGGGACCCUCCAGCCCCAGGAAUCUGCUUUGGAGGGAAAUGUCUAUUUUUCUACCGGGAAUAUUUUAGAGAUUGGGGCACGCUGGCUCCUCCCGCCAGCUGCAAACCUGCACCUUCCGCCUGAUUCCCCAUCCCCCUGUGUGGGCCGCAUUCCUGGUCCCCUGCCUGCGUCCAUCGAGGGGCCUGGCUGUGGCCUGUUUUCCUUUGACCCCACACAGCGUCAUUGCGGGUCAUGGGGAGCCCCUGGUGGGAGCUUGUGGAGUCGGAUCACGUACCUGUGCAGAAACCGUCUCUGUGGCUGCAUUUGAAAUAAAACCCGACCCAGCAAA
This is a messenger RNA of Gorilla gorilla gorilla (western lowland gorilla), 1280 nucleotides long. RefSeq lists its product as uncharacterized. Lineage: Eukaryota; Metazoa; Chordata; Mammalia; Primates; Hominidae. The record is from RefSeq and is a predicted model, not a curated record. Bases 78 to 662 code for a protein of 194 amino acids. The transcript has a single exon.